UGCACUGGGUCCCUCGGACACAGCGGAUCACCAAUCAACAGAGAGAGCCGAAGACGUCGGCUCAGUUAUGUGAUCAGCUGUGUCCAAUCACAGCUGAUCGCAUGGGACAUCUACACUGAUCAUCAGGGCACUGAUGAUCAGUGUGCCCUGAAGAUCAGUGUAGCCCCAGAAGUGCCACCUAUCAGUGUCUAUCAAUGCCAGCUGUCAGCGCUCAUCAAUGCCAACUGCCAGUGCCCAUUAGUGCCACAUGAAUGUCACAUAUCAGUGCCUACCAGUGCACAUCAAUGUCACAUAUCAGUGCCCAUCUGAGCUGCCUUUCACUGCCACCUAUCAAUGCCAGUCAGUGCCACCUAUCAGUGCUGCAAAUCAGUGCUGCCUCUCAGUGCCAGUCAGUG
This is a messenger RNA of Staurois parvus, 395 nucleotides long. The record is from the annotation of a GenBank genome assembly. NCBI's taxonomy places the organism in Eukaryota, Metazoa, Chordata, Amphibia, Anura, Ranidae.